UGUCAUUCUUACGCCACGCCUCGUCCCGACAUGAAGGCCGUGGUGGUGCUGGUGGUGGCGGCGGCAGCGGCGGUGGUGGCAGACCCGGAGCCAAAAGCGGACCCAGAUGGCUCUUACCACCUGGACUCCCGCGGGGUGCACUACCAGCUGGGCCUCACGCCGCCGCGCCAGCUGCUGGAGACUCACCACGCGGCCACGCACGGACGCAUGCAGGGGGAAGAGGUGACGGCGAGGGCGUAUAAGGGACAGACGGAGCAGCGAGAUUCUAACACCGGGUACGCCUGGGCCUACGAGGUGGCAGCGCCCUCCAGCGGGGACAGGAAGGCGGCGCGGGAGGAGCGUCGCGGGGACCUGGUGGUGGGUCAGUACAGUGUGGUGGAGCCCGACGGGUCACUCCGCGUGGUGGACUACUUCGUCAAACCUGAGACUGGCUUCCGCGCCUCUGUCAACAACGAUGCGGAGGUGAUGGCGCAGCGGGUGGCCGCGCAGUACCCAGGAGCAGAUGUCUUCCAGGACCCGCAGCUUAGAUCUCAGAGGCCACAGGUCACCCAAGAUGUCUUCCAAAUGCCUCAGACUAGUCCGGCAGCGACAAGCCACUUCGAGACCCCACAGUUCAGGUCCCAGAGUCCACAGGUCACCCAGGAUGUCUUCCAAAGGCCCCAGACCAGUUCACAGGUACCGGACCACUUCAAGAGCCCACACUUCAGGACCCAGAGGCCUCAAGUCACCCAAGAUGCCUUCCAAAGGCCCCAGACUAGUUCACAGGUGCCAGACCACUUCACAAGCCCACACUUCAGGGACCAGACCCGGGACUCACAACUCAAGGACCACUUCCAGAGUCCACAUUCAAGAGACCACAUCCUGAGCCCACACUUGAAGGAUACGGUCCAGAGCCCACUGGUUACAGACCACUUUAAGGCUCCACAGUUUAGGGACCAGUUCCAGAGGCCACAGUCCAGAGACCCCGCUCAGAGUCCACAGUUCAGGCUCCAGUCCCAAAGUCCGAGGCUUCAGGAUUCCUUCACGGGUCCGUUCAAGGAGUUUGGAAACCUCUUCCGGAGUCCGCAGUUCGGCAGCCACCAGCUCGGACAAGUGUUCCAGCUCCCUCAGAUCGGCGGGCAGGUCGCCGGUCAGCCCUUCACGGAGUUCCAGUUCCAGCAUCCGCACUUCGGCCAGCACCACAUCCUCACCCCGCAGCUACAAAACCAACCGCUCAUCUUCCCAUAUCCUCAUCCUUUUCCUAUUCCUUUACCACACUUAAGGCAGGAUGUGAGCGCGCAGUCCCUGGAUCGUCUGCAGAGCUCGCCGUUCAGGAUGCAGCAGCUGUUCGACUCUCACCAGGCGACAGGAAACCCGUUCAGCCACCCGACGUUCAGCAAGCACCAGUUCCUCAACCAGCCAGACCAGACCCGCAGCGAGCACACGAAGGAGCAGAGCCACGGCCAGCCUCGGAGUGAUCCAACCCAAGAGGAUCAGUUUCGUGGACACGGGGUUGUCAAGGACGACUUCCAAGGCCACCAGGCUCAACGGGAACAGCUCAAGCCCCAGCAGGCACGCGCUGACACACCACAAGGCCGUGACCAGAAAGACCAGUUCCCUCAGCAGGUUCAGGGCAGCGCAGAUCAGCUUAGGAGCCAAGACUUCAGCCGCGACCACGCACAGAGACAGCAGUUCAGCGAAGGCGUGUUUCAGAACCCCCAGAGCCGAUUCCAACACGAGAAACAAGACUCAAGAGAUUCCCUACAACGCCAGCAACAGUUCAGCGAUCAGCCAGUCAGCCGCAGUCCCACCGUGAUGAGCUCAGUGCCAGGCUCGGGCGUGACACUCAAGACAUCACUCAGCAACGUCGACAGUCAGCGCCACACCCAGAGCCCUGGCCGCCCUCUGCCCACCGCCGCCGCCUCCUCAGCCCUCACGCAAGACCGCAACAGAGCCCGCGGGUUCACUUCUGCACAUGCCCGCCCUGAAGCCCGCCCUGAAGCCCGCCCAAGCCCUGAACAAUCUCCCGUCACUACCCUUGUCUAGCACCAAGUCCAGGCCAUGGCAACUCAACGCCCAUAAAAAGUCUGCCAGCAAUCUUGGUUCUUAGGCUCACAGGACGCAUUCCCUCACUGCUUCCCCUUGAAAAACAAUACUACGGCACCUUGGGAAGUGUUAUCAAAAGUAAACUUGUAUUAUUGUCAUGGAAAGUUAUUUUUAGAAGCUUGUUUAAGUGUAAGAAAUAAGAACAUAAGAAGAACAUAAGAAAUAUAAUUACCAUAAAUGCAAAAAACAAUGUGUCACCUUGGGAAGUAUUAGCAGAACUUGUAUUGUCAUGGAAAGUUAUGUUAAGAAGUUUGUUAGAACGUAAGAAAUGAGAACAUAAGAAGAACAGCAAAAACAUGAUUAUCAUACAUACAAAAAAACAGUACAAUAUGUCACCUUGGGAAGUAUUAGCAGAACUUGUAUUGUCAUGGAGAGUUAUGUGAAGAAGUUUGUUAGAACGCAAGAAAAAACGAACAUAAUAAGAACUUGAGAACACAAGAAGCAUAUUUUUUUACAGUAAAGGAAUCAGUUCAAAGGCAAAAACAUGUGAAAACAACCAAAAAAACACUAUGCACUCCAUCUAUUAAAGAGAGUAGCAAAGAGUG
Molecule: messenger RNA, 2630 nt
Organism: Eriocheir sinensis (Chinese mitten crab)
Lineage: Eukaryota; Metazoa; Arthropoda; Malacostraca; Decapoda; Varunidae
Exons: 3
Coding region: 31-2025 (664 amino acids)
Cellular component (GO): extracellular matrix
Source: RefSeq, a predicted model, not a curated record